AUGUUGUUCAAAUUAAUUUUAAUAAUUAUAGCUUUAAUUGCUGUAACUGUAAAUAGCCAUGUUCAAAUGGUUGUACCAGAUAACAAAAAUGUGUUUGAUCUCAAUUUGUACGAAGAAGUAUUAGAUGCAGAACAAUGUGUGGAACAAAUAAGAUACAUUUUAAAUGAUAAUAUUCUUCUAAGCCAAUUUUUGACCUCGGGACCAAGAACUCCUCGAGGUAUAUUAAAGGGAAAUUUAGUUGAUAUGGGCAGUUACUAUGAAUGUUUGGAAAUACAAGAAAAAGUGGAAGAUAUGAGUAUUGAAGGCAAAUAUUGCAUGGUAAAUGUUCCAUUAAAUCAAAAUUUUAAUAUAAUGAACGUACCUGAGGAAUCAAAGUUGAAAGACAUAUCGUGGCCAGAUCUUCCAUGGCCAGAGUUAAAUUCAAAUACAACACGUAUAAAAAAGAAAACAUACGACGCUUUAAUAAAAUAUAAAUGGCUAAAAUCGGAAUUUAAUAAAAUACUAGGUUUAACAAUGGAAAAUACAUUGAGAAAUGAUAUCUCAAAUAAUCAGUUACCUAAUUUGGCAUUCAAUCUGGCCGUUUGUAUUCCAAAACCUUGUUCUGUGAACAUAACAAUAAAUAAUCUGUUGGGCAAUUUUGGUGGAGAAAGAUUGGAGAUCAGAGAGCGAUAUUGCAGACUUCCAAAUGACAAACCUUGGAUAGCUGUGGAUUAUGUGGCUAUAGCCAUAUUCUCCACUAUUGGUCUAUUAACUCUCUUGAGUACAUCUUACGACAUUCGUCACGUGAUAAUUCUGAAAAAAGAUCCAAAAACUAUGAACAAAUUAUAUCAGUCCUUCUCAAUAUACACAAAUACACGACGAUUAGUAACCUAUAAAGCCGUUCCUGGAGCUGUGGAAUGUUUGGAUGGAAUCAGGGCAUUUGCAAUGAUGUGGGUUAUAAUUGGUCAUACGUUUGCCAACCAAUUGGUAGGAGCUACAAUGUGGAACCCACUGGAUGCUUUCUACUGGAUAUCCUCCUUUUGGUCUCUUUGGAUUACAACAGCUCCUAUUACAGUUGAUACCUUCUUUACGAUAACUGGUAUUUUAUUAGUUUAUACAACAGCGGGAAAAAUGACAAGAUCAAAAUUUGUGAAGAAUAUUCACCUUUUCUACCUGAAUCGUUAUCUACGUCUUUUCCCUAUUCUGGCUGCUACUAUUCUCCUACAAGCAUCUUUUUUUAAUCAAGUUACUGAUGGGCCAGCUUGGGGUACCGUUGCUCAACAAACUCACCAAUGCAGAGUGCAUUGGUGGCCAACGUUAUUAUAUAUACAGAACUUCUAUAGCCCUGGAUUUACGUGUCUGCCUCAUACCUGGUACUUGGCGAUUGAUUUCCAGCUUUUCGUAUUAUCACCUCUCAUUCUCUUUUGGGUAGUUAGCGGAAGAAAGCGAACUGCUUGGGUAGCAUUGGUUUCUGGUUUAUUAAUAUCACUAAGUGCCGCUACUACAUUUAAUUUCAUAAUGGGAUUUCGUUCUGCCUCGAUAACAGUUAGUGAACCAAAGGAGGGCCAACCUAAUUACGAUACUGGAUUUUAUGUAAACACCCUGACAAGAGCUCCCCCAUUUUUUGUGGGAAUGAUUAUUGGCUAUGUGCUACAUCUCUGUAAAGGAAAAAAAAUCAUGAUACCGAAGAUUCAAGUGGUUUCUUUAUGGCUGAUAGCAAUAAUAUUAUCUUCAGCUGUAAUAUUCUGCAACUAUCCUCUUUUGCAACCGGAUUGGGACAAUCAAACUGCGGAUAACUUUAUCAAUUCUUUCCAACGAUCCACAUGGGCUUUGUGUAUUGGUUGGUUGAUAUUUUCCUGUGCACACGGAUAUGGAGGUCCUAUAAACUGGGUACUUUCUCUUCGUAUGUGGAAGAUAUUAGGAAGGCUUUCUUAUGCAAUGUACAUCCUUCACUAUCAACUUAAUUUUGUCGUCAACGGUACUCUUCUGGCACCUGUGUAUUUUAAUGUCGAAUUUACUAUUCACCGGUUUAUCAUUGAUUUUUCAAUAUCUCUGCUCGCCGCUUUUGUUAUCACUAUAUUUGUUGAUUCACCGUGUUCUGUGCUGAUUAAAUAUUUCCUCGGAGGAUCAAGAAGAAUAGAACAAAGGCCAACAACGGUAGAUUUAUCUAUUGAAAACAAGAAAGAUAAUGUUGAAUCUCCAUAA
Molecule: messenger RNA, 2184 nt
Organism: Achroia grisella
Lineage: Eukaryota; Metazoa; Arthropoda; Insecta; Lepidoptera; Pyralidae
Product: O-acyltransferase like protein-like
Exons: 13
Coding region: 1-2184 (727 amino acids)
Molecular function (GO): acyltransferase activity, transferring groups other than amino-acyl groups
Source: RefSeq, a predicted model, not a curated record